AUGAACCCCCCUCGAUAUCAUGUCAGCCAUGUCUGGGGCCUCGGACGAUACUCCUGGAUGGUGGUGAAGCCUUCGGGCGAAACCAUCGAUGUGCAUUUCUCGAUGUCAUCGCCAGCCGAGGCAAGUGAAGCGGUAGGACACCGAACUUUGAAUCUGAACAAAGUAUGUCGCGCCUUGGAGGCAACCUCAGGCGAAGGAAAAGAAGCUAGUAAGCAACUUCAACGCCACGCUCGCACGACCUUGUCGGGUAAUCAUCAGUUCCUGGUCGAUCAUCCCAUGCGCCCCCUAGAAACACAAACAAGUUGGAUGUCUUUUUGUAAAAAUUCGGAGUCUUUUGGCGCGUUAGAUUCACCAAUAGCGAAGGUGAUCAACAAGGUCUGCACUCAGCAAAUCCAUGACCGCUCCUGAUGAACCCACAAGAUGCAGAUUUAGUCCGUCAAGCAUGUGGUUUACAGAACAUAAAACUUCCUGAGCUCCCUAUGUACAUA
This is a messenger RNA of Puccinia graminis f. sp. tritici CRL 75-36-700-3, 488 nucleotides long. RefSeq lists its product as uncharacterized. NCBI's taxonomy places the organism in Eukaryota, Fungi, Basidiomycota, Pucciniomycetes, Pucciniales, Pucciniaceae. The coding region runs from base 1 to 408 and encodes 135 amino acids. The record is from RefSeq and is a predicted model, not a curated record. The transcript has 2 exons.